Messenger RNA from Hydractinia symbiolongicarpus, 3649 nucleotides. RefSeq lists its product as uncharacterized. The transcript has 5 exons. The coding region runs from base 1 to 1386 and encodes 461 amino acids. The record is from RefSeq and is a predicted model, not a curated record. Lineage: Eukaryota; Metazoa; Cnidaria; Hydrozoa; Anthoathecata; Hydractiniidae.
AUGCUGGAGGAAGGAUCAUUUCGAGGAAGAACUCUGGAUUUUGUGUACCGCCAAAAAUGGAAAAGGCAAAACAAAACAAAAAGGAAGAAACUGGAGCUUACUAAACUAAAGACAUCAAUACAAAUAUACGUAGCCAGUCAUGGAGAGAAGCUAAAAUAUUCACAACAUGAAUUAGCACAAUAUACAAUCACAUUUAAGUUAUUGGAGAAAGAUAAAAAGAAGCAAAAGACAAGUGGAAAACUAUACGUUACAAGAUAUACAAAACAGAACAUAAAACGCAAACAAAAAAACACAAACAACAACAAGAGGGACUAUGUGAACAGAUUUAGAAACAUGAAAAUUCAUGCAAUCAAUCUGUUGUACCUGUUUAUGUUUAAUUUAAAUAUCAUUACCACAACUCAGAAAUUGGAUUGGACAUGUUUUCUUAAUAAAAACCACACCAUUAUUUUAAAUAUCAAGAUACCUACUGCAAAAAACUCAAAUUUAUGCAACAAUCACAAAUCUCAGAACUGCAUAGAGCUUGCUUACAGAAAACAUAGGAAAAGAAGGUGGCACCAGGUGCAGCACUGCCAUAUACACAAAGUUAAAUAUGCACAAUGCGAAAUGAAAAGCUGGUCCACAAAUCAUGGAAUGUACACUAUGAGAAUAAAAAUUAACAACAUUAACAAAACACAAACAUAUCACAAAAAAUGGAUACAUAUGUAUUCUUUUUCAAACUGCAUAACAAAAGCUGUAAAAACGUUCAAAAUUAUUAAUAUCAGUCACAACAAAGUACGUCUAAACUGGAAGAACUCAAUACAUACUAAAUACAAAGACCAGUAUAUUAUCAUUAGGGAAGGAAGUGUUGUGCACAUGCCAUAUAAAGUAGCAUCCGAGAGGAGCUGCAGAAAUGGUAACUGUACAAGAGAACUUAUCCUUCAAGAAUGUACAAGAUACAGAGUGUGCAUCGACACAAUGAUGGCAGAUAAAAAUAUAUCUAAAUGCGAAAACAUUACAACACCCUGUAAGAAUCACCAUGCAGUAUUAAAAAAUUCCCCCACUGUAUCCAACAAUCAAACUGCAAUUAUUUUAACCACAAGUGUAUUUUUAAUAUGUGUUGGAGUUAUGAUUUUUUUAUUGAAAUAUAAAAAACUAAAAUUAGAACAACAGCAACAACAACGACAAAAGCAACAACAACAACAACCGGAACAACAACAACAACAACAACAGGAACAACAAACACAAUACAUCUACGGACUAAUUGUACAUGAAGAUGAGCUACUCUCACCACGAAAACAACCAGAACCAGUUUACUGGGAAAUAGAAGAAUUGAAUGGUUAUGCUGAUAUUACUGAGUUGUCAGCUCUGCAUCGGUACGAAAAUACAAAAAACAUGAAGUUUUUCUAAGUAAUUGUUUUAUUUAUAAUUGUGAAAAAUAAAAAUAAAAAUACACAAACAUCUUUUUUAAUAUUUAACUUCAACAGGUUUUUACAGCUUGCUAAAUUAAAAAAACCUUUUUCAAUAAUAAAUGUUUAUCAGUACAGAAUCAUUUAAUUACAAAUUUUCACACAUGUUUACUAACAAAAUUUAAAAAACACCUUAGUAUACUUGUUUAAGGUUUUUUUUAAUUAAUACUGUAAUAUUAAUAGCUAAAGCAUUUUGCUAUACCUUAAUUUACGAUUUAAAAACCCCAUCUUCCUUCUCUUUUAAACGAUUAUGUCUAUUAACAUAUAUUUAAGAGACUACCUUUGGUUGAAUUACAAGCCUAUGUCCCAUUUUUCAAAAUAAUCACAAUUGAAUAAGCAUCCACCAUCAAAAUAUAAUAAAAGUAAGCCUAAAACGACUUCUAUAAUUAAAUGAUCCCAGAUAAAUUUUAUAAGAAAAUUAAUUAAAAAAUAGUUUGAUGGCCUACAACGAGGGACAUAAAUUAGUGAAAAGGGGGACGAAAUUGCAACGUUUAUAACCACAACAAAGCAUUAAGAAAGGCGUUUAUAUAUAAGUAGAUAUUACUUGUAAAGAAACGGCUUCCUUGAUGCUUUAGUUCACCAAUUUUUAGACCUCUCUGGGCUGUGGAGCAGAUCAUUCUGUGAUACAGGAAUUGUGGAAAGCACAAAGAGCACAGAAUGGGACUAGCAGAAUUAGGCCUUAGGAUAUUUUGUAAAAUCCGAUUAGAGUGUUAAUUUUUGCUGACAUCAGCACGACUCUUUUUUCAGAAAUUAAUGGAAACUGAUGUGGAUUAUUCUGUAAUCAUGGCGUGUUAGAGAGUACAACUAGUAAUUUUGCAGAUACAGAAUCGCAUUUCCGCCGACAACCAAUUAUUAGCAAGUCUAUAAUUUAUGCAAACUUUAAAAAAUGUCCUAAAUCUUUGUCCCCAAUAAUUUUAAAACGUUUUUGAAAAAUGUGUAAUUGUUUAUCCCAUUAAUAGCUGAACCGGAAAUCACUUUGUUGAUGUCAGAAACAACAGUCAAAUUGGAAAAAAAGUUUUUAGUGUUGUAGUAAGUGUUGGAAAUUACUUUCUUAAGACAAUGUUUUGAUAUCAAAUAUCACAAGUAGUUAUAGUUUCAAAGGGAGGAUUUAAAUUUCAUUUUCAGGAUUAAACAGUAAUAUUAGGAAGUAAUAUGUAAUCUUGCAGUUGCUGUAAGAAGAAAGAAAGUCAAAUUGUUAGCUAUAUAUAUUUCACUAGUCGGUAGCCAUGGAGAACUCCACGGCCAUGUCUGUCGCAUAUAAUCCGAGUAAUUAAGAUUUCUGUAUUUCUAGCACGAGGUAGCAAUCAAGCUACCAUCUUGAACGUUCAAAAAAGGCAGCAAAAACUCUUUGCUUGCGUUGCUGACGCAAGCGAGAAAUGUUUUUGCUGCCAUUUUUCUGUUACGUCGUUAAAAAUCAACCAUAAGGUGCUUUUUUUAAAUCAAGCUAGAUUUUGUGAGGAAAAAGAGGAGAGAUGUUAGCACCCCUUCCCCUUUCUUGCGGCUUUGUACAGGUCCAGCCCGAAUAGGGUUAAUUGUCAACAGUACACAAAUUUCAUAACAUUGGCUUUUAAUUUUUUAACUAAUAUAAUUCUUACGUAUCUUUUCAAUAUUCUUUUUCUGAAAGUUUCGUGUUAAAUCCAUUGUCUCAAUUAGCAUCAGUAUUUUUGUUAAUUUAAUGUCAUAAAUGUUUCUCCCUGACUUGAAUUCAGAUAUCGAUAUUGUAGUAUGCUGCAGGAAGGAUCAUUUUGAGAAAAAACUCUGGAUUUUGUGUACCGCCAAAAUUGAAGAGCCUCUUUUUAAAUUUAAAAGCCGUAUUCGGGCUCAAAACUUGCCACCGUGUUUAAGUAGUACCGAAAUAAAAAGCUUAAAUCGUCGCCUAGUUACCUCUAGCCACAAGCAGAGAUUUUCUAAAAUUAGCAAACCUUAAAGUUAGCUGAGGCAGUUAAAGUUAACGUGGUUGAAGUGCAUCUAAGGAGAGUUAAUCUCCUGGGAAGGUCUGAGGCAAAAUCCAUGUAAUUAUUAUCGUGAAGAUUAUCUAUCUGGUUGAUAGAGUGGUCUUCAAGCGCUACAGACGUACAGUAAAAGAUAUGUUUCGUUCUAGGAACAUUGAUACUUGUCUGUGAGAGCUUCAGAAUGGUCCAUGGUUGGCAACUUGAGUGCGAUUGAUGCAACAGUGUUCUGACAACACUGAAACUCAAUUCAGA